UGAAUCGUGUUGUGAGGAAGUGUUUAGGAUCAUCAAAAUGAAUUGAAUAAAUAUGGGAUAGGUUUCAUUACUUUUUUUGAAGGCUACAGAAAGCGUUUGUUUACAUUCACAGUAUGUUUCGAAGGAUCUGCUUUUGAAGCUUCCUGAGUGCCCAGGACCAGGAUGGAGUCAGCGCUGUUGGAUGGCUGGAAGGAGGAGAGGGCGGAGCUGAGGGCAGAGGUGUCUCGGCUGCAGAAUGAGCUGGCUGAGAGUCACGCUGAGAGGGAGGAACUGGAGUCCCGUGCCCAGGCCCUCACAGACAGGCUGUCCCAGUCACUGGACCCAUCCCUGUGUGUGUCUCUGCGUCUGGACAGCGAGUGGAGAAGGAAGAUGAGAGAUGGCAGAGAGAGGGAGGCCAGGCAGGCUCUACUCAUCCACAAACUACAGAACAAGGUGCUGGAAUACCGGGAUCGCUGUCAGGGAAUGGAACACCAGGUGAAGACCGAAGAAAGGGAGCUCCUGAAACGUGAGAGGAGGAUCAGGGAUGAGCACAGUGACUCCUUAGAGAGCGCCCUCAUCAGGCUGGAGGAAGAACAGCAGAGGAGUGUAGGGCUGGCAGAGCUGAACGCUCUCCUUCGUGGCCAGCUCAGCCAAUCAGGGCAGGUAAAUGAAGCACUGAGGGAGGAUCUUUGCAAACUGACCACUGAUUGGUCCAAAGCAGUGGAGGAGGCGGGACUGAGGGAGACGGAGUGGCAGAAAGAGAAAGAGCGACUGACCAGUCAUGUAGACCAGGGGCAGAGUCGUCUGAUGUCCGUCUGGGGAGAUGUGAUCACUCUGAGACGACACUGUCACACUAUGAAGACUGCCACUGACAGGGACCUUUGGGAGCUCAGGGCUGAGUUCUCUCACCUUUCUUCCUCUCUCCUCUCCCACUGUGGUUCAGUGGUGUCUCUCUCUCUAUGGCCUAGUGACCCUACAACCAGCCUCCAUCCUGCUUCCCGCUCUGCCUCUGCCCCACCCCUCUCCUCCACCCUAGGCCCUCUCUCCUUGCAGGACCUGGACCACGACCAGAAGGAGAGGGAGAGAGAGGAGAGGGAGAGAGAUGAGAGGGAGAGAGAGGAGAAGGAGAGGGAGAGAGAGGAGAGGGAGAGGGAGGAGAGGGAGAGGGAGCUGACAGAGCUCAGAGACCUCUAUGAGGCUGAGACCCUGCAUCUGAAUAACAGGAUCUCUGCGUUAUCUCGUACCAUUCAGGACCAAGAGGAAAAGGAAGAACGCCAGGAGGAGGAGAGGAAGAUGGAGCGAGGGAGGGCUUUGGAGAAGCGAGAGAACAGAGAAAGGGAGUGGGAGAGACAGAGAAACACAGAGAGAACUCUAGAGUCUGUCUGUCAGGCCGUUCUAAAACUGUCCAAGGUUCUGUUCUCCCAGAGUAGCAGUAGCCCUACUCUGUGUCUGUCCAGCGAUGGGUUAGGACCAGACCGGUUGACUACAGGGCUAACCCAGGUGCUGGCUGUGUUGGCCCAGGCUGAGACCACUACAGGGCUAACCCAGGUGUUGGAUGUGUUGGCCCAGGCUGAGACCACCCUGCUGUGGCGGCACCAGGAAGUACAGGAGGCUGCGGCUAGCCUGCGGAGGCUGGGUGAGGAGAGAGCAGCGCUGGAACAGAGAGUCAGACAGCUGGAGACAGACACAGAGGAGAGGCAGACACAGAGCCUGCAUGGAGGACAGGAGCUCACGGACACACAGGACAUGUUGCUCAGUGAGAGAGAGAUGGUGGGCUCCCUGAGGAGCCAGCUGGAGGAAGAAGAGAGACGGAGUGAGGAGAGAAGGAAGGAGAACGAACGACUGAGACGGGAGAGAGAGAGGGAGGUGGAAGAGAGGAAGGAGCUGGAGAGUGAGAGGCAGAGACGAUUGGAGGCUGACCUGGUAGAGAGUGCCCAUCUCAGUGAGCGUGAGGCUCGUAUCCGCAUGGAGCUGCAUGCCCUACAGGGGGCGCUGCAGAGAGAACAGCUGGACAGGGAGAAGGCAGAAGAGGAAGCUGCUGAUGUUAAGAAUGCUCUAAGCAAGGCCCGUGAGUCAGUCUUAACCCUGUCAUCCGGUCAGACCCUUCUGAAGAGAGAAGUGUCAGAGCACCGUGAUGCCCUAGAGAAGAUGGCUGCCUUAAACGAAGCCCUAGCCAAGGACAAGAGAGAGCUCAACGCCCAGGCUAUACAGCUUGAGAUGGAGAUGGCUGACCUCCAGGGCCAGCUACAGGGACUGGAGUCAAAGGUCAUGACCCUUCGUAGGGAGCUGAAGACCCAGUCCAAUGAGAGCACAGAGUUAAGGACUCGUAGAGGAUCAGAGCUGAGCUCCCUGCAGCAGCUGAGGCACAGAGAGAGGGACCUGGAGAGUGAGGUGGAGACCCUACGAGAGGAGAAGGAGAGAGAAAUCACCGCUCUGGUGGAGGAGAGAGGGAUGGAUGGAAAACGACUGGAAGAGCUGUCUGUGCAGCACAGUGCAGUGUGUGGGGAGUUGAGCGGUCUACAGGCAGAGCUGUGCAAAGCGACAGAGCAGCGGAGGAGGGCAGAGAGAGAGAGUGAAGAACUACUAAGAGAGAGCCAGGAUGUGGCGGGGACUGUCCUCUCACUGGAGAGAGAGAGAGACCAGCUGGAGCAGGACAUAGAGGAACUCAGGAUCCUGACAGUGUCCCAGCAACACCAGUUAACCCAGGCCCAACAGCAGGUCUCAGGGCUGGAGGUAGAGCGGAGUCAGCUACAGGUCCAGGUCACCACUCUGCUCCAGACCAAGGACGUGCUGCAGGGGGAGGUCCAGUUUCUGAGGGGAGAGAUGGAGAGAGGGAUGAGCCAGACGGAGAAGGAGAAACAGGAGGAGCGAGAGGAGAGGGAGAGGAGCCAGAGAGAGAGGGAGGUCUGGCAGGCUGACCUGGAGAGGCUGCAGUUACAGGUGGAUCAGACGACAGAGAAGAGGACAAGAGAAGAGAGGGAACGGAGAGAAGAGAGGGAAGAAUGGCAGAGAGAGAGGUUGGCGUUGAGCUCGGAGCUGGGGCACAGUGAUGGAGAGGUGGUGGCGAUGAAGAACAGGAUGGAGGGAUUGGAGAAGGAAAAGGAGGAGAUGUCAUGCAUGUUGGAGGAGAGAGAUGCAGAGCUGGAGAGACUAACCUCAGAACACAAAAGCCACCAACACAGAGAGAGAGAACUGAAGGAGGAGGGGGAGAGAUGGAGGGAGAAAGCAGAGGAGGGAGAGAGAGAAAAUGAGAGACUGAGUCAGAGGCUCACUGAAAAAGAGAAGAAUGCCAGUGAACAACUAAAGGCUGUAAAAAGAGAGGGUGAGAAGGUAGCGGAACAACUGAAAAAGAAGGAGGUAGAGGGAAGGAAGAGAUUAGAGGAGAUAGAGGAGCUGAAAACUAGAAUGAUCUCACUGGAGGAAGACAGAGACUAUCUGGAGGCAGAACUGAAGAAAACGGAACUAUUGGAGAAAAAAAUGGUUGGCGUGGAGAGAGAGAACUCACAGCUGAGAGAGAGGGAGAGAGUGAAAUACCAGGAGGAGAGUCUGAGAAAGAGGUGGAGGGAGUCUGAGGGAAGGGAGAGAGAGGAGAGACUGAGAGAAAAGCUGGAGCAAAGCGAAGGGGAGGUUGAGGUCCUGAGAGUGAAGUUGAUUGUCUUAGAAGAAGACAGGGAUUGGGGGAAGAGAGAGCAACAGAAACUAGACGGGAAGAUGAGGGAAAGAGAAGUGGAGCUAGAGAAACUGUGGGGGACACUGAGAGAAAAGGAGGAGGAGAGACUGAGGGAGGAGGAAGAGGCAGGGGCUAGGUUACAGCAGAGAGAGGAAGAGUUGAGGAAUCUGAAAGACAGAAUGCACCAGUCAGAGCUCUCAGAGAAACAUAUCUCAGACCUACUGACAGAGACUGAGUCUUUACUAGAGACAGAGAGGAGUCAGGGCAGAGAGAGGGCCAAGGAGGAGAGGGAGAGAGAGCGAGAACGGGCACAGGAAACAGAGGAGAACAAUGAAAGACUGGAAGAUGAGGUGAAGAAAUGGAAAGAAAGAGUGGAGGAACGGAUAAGAGAAGUAGGAAGGCUCUCACAGCUCCUGGAGGAGAGAGAGGAGGAGGUGGAGGACUUUAGGGUGAGAGCGGUAGAGAGUGAGAGACAGAAGGAGGAGCUGAAAAGGAGUGAGGAGGAGAGGGAGAGACAGGAGGACGUGUUGAGGAGGAACCAGGAGGAAAGGGAAUGGUUGGGUGCCCAGCUGAGAGAGGAGCAGGCGGAGAGAGAGAGACUGAGGUCCAGACUAGAGGAGGUGCAGAGACAACGCCUCCUGCAGGAGGAUAGAGGAGGUCGCGUGGAGAGGCUGGGGGCUCAGGUUAAUGCCCUGGAGGAGGAGAGAGACCGCCUCCUAGCUGAGAUCAGGAAGAAGGAGAGAGAAGCUGGGAGCCUGAAGGACGAGACUCACAGAGAGAGGAGAGAGAAGGAGAGGAAUGGUGCCUCACUGAGGAGGAUGGAGGAGGAGUUGAAGGAGAGCAGGGAGGCGCUGGCCCUCAGUCUGGCCACCCUGAAGGAGCAGGAGAGAAGCAGGAAGGAGGUGCAGGAGAAGGAGGAGGACAACCAGAAGAUGAGAGAGGGGCUGAAGACAGCCAUGCAGGAGAUGGCUACCCUGAACCAGCUGCUGGAGGAGAGCCACAUCGAGGGGGAGAGGCUAAGGAGCCUCCUGCAGGAGAGGAAAGAGGAGGUGGUGAGGAGCAGGGAGGAGAGCCUGCGUGCCGCCCGGGGAGAGGUGGAGGAGCUGCGAGGGAGGACCAGGGCUGUGGAGCAGGAGAAGAGGGAGGUGGAGAGGAAGCUCAGAGCCAGAGAGGAGGAGCUGGAGGAGGCAGUGAGAGAGAAGGAGAGGAGACAGAAGGAGGUGGAAGAGGUGUUGGGAGAGAAGGAGUCUGAGCUGACCACCGCAAGGGCCAGACUGGAUGUCUUGGAGGAACAGAGGACAGAGCUCAGCUGUCUGGCUGCCGAGAAAAGUCAGGAAGUUACACAGCUGAGAGAGAGGAUCAGAGAGUUGGAGGGAGAGAGAGAAGAGAAGAAGAGAGAGAUUGAGAGGCUUCAGCGGAAGAUCGAGACGUUGAGACAGGAAGUGGAGGAUAGGAGGGAGAGCCUGAGGCGUGUAGAGUUAGUCACAGACAUGCUGAGAGAGAAGGAGACAGAGCUGGAGAGGCUGAGAGAGAAGGAGACAGAGCUGGAGAGGGUGAGAGAGAAAGAGAAACUGGAGGAGAGGAAGAGCGACUCAGAGGACGUGAAACUACAGAUAAAGAGUAUGGAGAAAGAAGAGACAGAUGGACAGAGGCGACUGAGAGAGCCUGGGGAACAAAGGGAGACGACAGACCAGAAGAGAGGAGAAGGAAGUCAGGAGGGUCCAGGAAAAGAGGUCUGGCUUCAGGAGGAGGUAGUUACUCUGAGGAAGAGAUUGUCAUCCCUGCUCCUGGAGAGAGAGGAGAGCCAGGAGAGCCUUAGACUGUUGAGACAGAGAGAAGAGGAGAGCCAGGAGAGCCUUAGACUGUUGAGACAGAGAGAAGAGGAGAGCCAGGAGAGCCUUAGACUGUUGAGACAGAGAGAAGAGGAGAGCCAGGAGAGCCUUAGACUGUUGAGACAGAGAGAAGAGGAGAGCCAGGAGAGUCUUAGACUGUUGAGACAGAGAGAAGAGGAGAGCCAGGAGAGUCUUAGACUGUUGAGACAGAGAGAAGAGGAGAGCCAGGAGAGCCUUAGACUGUUGAGACAGAGAGAAGAGGAGAGCCAGGAGAGCCUUAGACUGUUGAGACAGAGAGAAGAGGAGAGCCAGGAGAGUCUUAGACUGUUGAGACAGAGAGAGACGGAGCUUUACACCCUGAGAGAGAGAGUAGAGGAACUAGGUAAGGACAGAGACCGUGUCACAGCUGCCCUGGAGAAGACUGAGGCUGCCAUGAUUGGCUACCGGGACAGAGCCCACCAACAGGAGCAGAGCAGGGGGGCGGGCUCUGAGAGGGCCGUGGCCCAGAUAGAGAUAGACCCUGUGAUCCAGGAACGUCUGUCUGUCCUGCAGAGGGCCGUGGCCCAGCUAGAGAUAGACCCUGUGAUCCAGGAACGUCUGUCUGUCCUGCAGAGGGCCGUGGCCCAGCUAGAGAUAGACCCUGUGAUCCAGGAACGUCUGUCUGUCCUGCAGAGGGCCGUGGCCCAGCUAGAGAUAACCAACAGACGGCUACAGAGGAGGAACACACAACUGGAACAACGCACUGACAGACUAAAGACUGAGAGGAAGCACCUUAGAGAGAUGCUAACACAGGUGGAGAGAGGAUCAUCACAUAAUCAGUUGUCCUCCAGCAGCCCCAGAGACAGAGCUCAGGAGUCCAGGGGCUUGGUUGGUCUUGAAACAGAGGAGUUGGAACACUUAAGGACCAAGGUGAAGGAACUAGAGGAUCAGGUACACUGCCUACAGCUGACACUAGUCCUCGACCACCGGGAGAGGAUGGAGUUUAUCCAACACUCCUCCAGGAACAACCAAUGGCUGGUGUCUCUUCGCCAAGACUUGACUGAUUCGCUGGUGUUGGUCUCGCAGCAGCCAAUCCCCUCUGUGCUGGAGUCUGAGACGCACCGCUUGGAUAGGAGUGCCAGAGAGGAGGAGCUGAGAUUGUCUCAGAGUUGAAGAUGAAGCGCAGUAUGUUUGCCUCUGAAAUGGCAUCCUGUUGUCUUCCAGGGCUCUGGUCCAAGGUAGUGCACUAUAUAGGGAAUAGGGUACCACUCUCUGGUCUAAGGUAGUGC
Molecule: messenger RNA, 6749 nt
Organism: Coregonus clupeaformis (lake whitefish)
Lineage: Eukaryota; Metazoa; Chordata; Actinopteri; Salmoniformes; Salmonidae
Product: trichohyalin
Exons: 24
Coding region: 163-6633 (2156 amino acids)
Cellular component (GO): mRNA cleavage and polyadenylation specificity factor complex
Molecular function (GO): RNA binding
Source: RefSeq, a predicted model, not a curated record